AACUCAACGUAUUUUCUCACACCAAUAUUCAAACUUCAUUUAACACAUAAUCUAAUAAUUCAAUUACUUUUCUAGUCUUUUCUUAACCCCAAACAUUUCAAUGGCAACAGAAGAGCCAAUUGUUGCUGCAGCACCCGAACCAGCCACCGUCGAAUCACCAGCUAAGGAGAUUGAGGAACCAAAAUCCGAAUCGCAGAAGGUGAAGAAAGCCAAGGAAACCAAACCUAAGAAAACUUCCAAACCACGAAACCCUACUUCACAUCCCACUUACGAAGAGAUGAUUAAGGAUGCAAUUGUGAGUUUAAAGGAGAAGACAGGUUCAAGCCAAUACGCUAUUGCAAAAUUCAUCGAAGAGAAAUAUAAACAGCUUCCUCCGAAUUUCAAGAAGCUAUUGCUUCACAAUUUGAAGAAGAAUGUUGCUUCUGGAAAGCUUGUUAAGGUUAAAGGUUCAUUCAAGCUUUCUCCGGCAAUGAAGCCUUCAGUGACUACAACGAAGAAGAAGGCCGUAGCGGAAAAGCCCAAGCCCAAGCCGAAACCAUCUGCCAAGGUUAAGGCAGUGAAAUCAAAGACUGCCGAGAAGCCGAAGUCUAAAUCUGUUACUGCGAAGCCAAAGUCCAAGCCUGCUGCGAAGCCCAAGCCUGCUGAUGUGAAGCCCAAGUCUGCCGCUGCUAAGCCCAAGUCUGCUGCUGCUAAGCCCAAAGUUGCUGCCAAGGUGAAAGCAGCUGUGAAACCGAAGGAGAAACCCGUGAAGGCCGCAAGGACGUCGACUAGAACAACACCGGGGAAGAAAGUUGCUGCAGCACCUAAGAAAGCUGUGGCAGCUAAGAAAGCUCCUGUGAAGGCUAAAAGUGUAAAAUCUCCGGUGAAGAAAGUAUUGACGAAGAGAGGGGGAAAGAAAUGAGAGUUGGAGAGUAAUUUCAUUUUAGUUAUAGGGUUGUAAAGUUCUUUAAUAUCGUGGGUGGUUCAACCGAUGUCCAUGAUAAUAACAAAAUUUUAUAUGAUCUUUAUAUGAUUGAAUUCUUAUAACUAAAUUCUUGUUAAAAGAUAAUGGUAAUUGAAGUGUUUCUAUGUAA
Cicer arietinum (chickpea) is the source of this 1073-nucleotide messenger RNA. Its product is annotated as histone H1. Gene Ontology annotation, molecular function: nucleosomal DNA binding; structural constituent of chromatin; double-stranded DNA binding. Gene Ontology annotation, cellular component: nucleus; nucleosome. NCBI's taxonomy places the organism in Eukaryota, Viridiplantae, Streptophyta, Magnoliopsida, Fabales, Fabaceae. The record is from RefSeq and is a predicted model, not a curated record. Gene Ontology annotation, biological process: chromosome condensation; nucleosome assembly; negative regulation of DNA recombination.